UUUGUUUUUCCCUAUUCUAGUCCGACAGGCGCAUUCCACCCCUCCACAGCUUUUUGACAGAAUUCUUCCAAUUUGAGUAUUAUUGAGAAAAGUUCUAGUGUAUCCAUGUAAAACCAUUCAUUAUCUGUUCUGAAUGAAGUCCUCAGGCAUAUUGUUUCGUUUUACAGAUGUAAUGAAGCGUACAUCCCAUACACGAGUUCAGUUACGAUGCUUCUAUUGUAAUAAGAAGGCAAAAAUCAAUGCUGUUCUCCCCGUACGAGAAUGGACAUGUCCCCUUUGUGAAGCAACAAAUCGUCUUGAUGAAAAUGGGGAAAUUGUGGAUUACGUUCCUCCUCUUACCUCUGAAUUAAAUGAAACGGAUCCAGGAAAUGACAACGAAACCAAGACAAAUGAAAUAAACUCUCCAUUUUGUUGGAAAUGCCAAAGAAAUCAGCAACUGUAUAUCCAAGCUAUGGCAUCGUACCUCCCUGAAUCUUCUCAUCCAGACUACGCUGCGUAUGAGGCUGCAUUUCCUCAGUAUAAGGAGUCGCUGCUUCGUCGAUUCCCUAUCGUCUGUAAAAAAUGUGAAAAGCCUGUUGAAGAACAAAUUGCGAAAAAUAACUAUCGAGCGAAAUACCAAACUCUUGGUUAUUGGCUUAAGACCUCAAAAAACUUGCUUCAAAAAGAGCCACUGAGAACUACCUCGAUUGCUGCUAAGACAUUGUGGAUGGCUCGUGGUUGUGGUUUCGUCCUAUUUCACAUCUAUCUUUUCUGUUGGUUUUAUUCGCAUUCGUUUUUCCCAUUAUACCUAGGCCUUUCACCUGCCUCUCGUUUCCCGAAACUCUUUUGUUCAGCUACAAUCAGAAAAACUGUCUUGUUUAGCAUUUUCCUUGUUUUUUGGAACCCAUUCUGGCUCAAGUGCCAACGUGAUCCCUCAUUAAAACUGGUUGGCCAAGCUCAGUAUAUCUGUUGCCAGUUUUUUGUGUAUGUCUUUCGGUUGGUAUUGCUAUAUGGGUGUUUUUAUGAAGAUGGAUCCCCUCGUUUCCCAUUACCAGAAAACGCAAUACCAUCUUUAUACACUCUAACCCUUGUUCUCAACUUCCUCUUCCUUUUACUAUGUAUGUCAUGUUUAAAACUGCAAUCACCUCCAACAAUUCGUCUGUCAGAAAAGAGCAGCAGUGGCUCGUCUCUUAAAACGGCCAAAACGCAGACGGUACCGAAAUCUUCAUCGAAAACGUCUGAAUCCGUGCUUCUUAGUGAUGCACUUCCUUCUGUCGAAAUGUCUCCCAUGGAAUCACUCGUACACCAAAUGGCAACAGUUGUACCAGCGCCUGCCCAGGAAAUGCUUGAUACCGCGCCGGGGAAAACCCAUGCUCACGAAACAUCUCUUAUCACGUCUGAGGCAAAAUCACGGCCAGUGAAUCCAUUUCAUCCGAAUAAAGACAUUGACAUGCCUGACUACAAGAAUAAGCAACGCCAACCAGAUCUUCGGGAACUUAACGAGGUUGAGAAAAUGUUUGCAGCAUCUUUAGAUUUCUCAAAUGAUCCUGUCGAGGUGAAGCAAGUGAAACGAGUGCUUCACUACAAACAACUUCAGCACUCCAAAUGGACUUAUCUUGUGUUGCUGACAAGCUUUGUCGUUCCAUUAACCCUGCAAUUCACAUAUUCCACCUGGUAUCGUUCCUUGUAUCUGAGAUUGCUGUUCUUCUGUCCUUUACUUUUAUUUGUCGUUCUUUCUCUCAUGCAGCUGUUGCGUUUCUGUAUUAGGAAAAUGACUUGAACAUAUGCAAACAAAGCUUCUUUAUCUAUUUCUAACACAUACUCAUAAUAUGAAUACUACAGUCUCUCGUUUCUACUUUAUGUAACAUUGUACAUUUUUAUUUUUUAUUUUUUAUUUUUUAUUUU
Schizosaccharomyces japonicus yFS275 is the source of this 1884-nucleotide messenger RNA. Its product is annotated as integral inner nuclear membrane protein Ima1. The record is from RefSeq and is a predicted model, not a curated record. The transcript has a single exon. Gene Ontology annotation, cellular component: microtubule organizing center attachment site; chromosome, centromeric core domain; mitotic spindle pole body. NCBI's taxonomy places the organism in Eukaryota, Fungi, Ascomycota, Schizosaccharomycetes, Schizosaccharomycetales, Schizosaccharomycetaceae. Gene Ontology annotation, biological process: nuclear inner membrane organization. Bases 134 to 1759 code for a protein of 541 amino acids.